Molecule: messenger RNA, 1350 nt
Organism: Entamoeba dispar SAW760
Lineage: Eukaryota; Evosea; Mastigamoebida; Endamoebidae
Exons: 3
Coding region: 1-1350 (449 amino acids)
Biological process (GO): poly(A)+ mRNA export from nucleus
Cellular component (GO): nucleus
Molecular function (GO): RNA binding
Source: RefSeq, a predicted model, not a curated record
AUGAGUAUUGGAUUCCCUAUUAUUGUUCAAUAUUUUAAUGGUACUCAAAAAGAAUUAAAAGAGGUUAUUAAUAAAUAUAGUCCAGACGUAGGAAUUAUUAAAUUAACUCAACAAGGUCCAAAUUCAUUUAAAGUAAUUGUUAAUAAUACUCAACAAGGAAGAACAAUGAUGAAUUUUAAUAAUUUUAUUUAUAACGGAAAUCAAAUGAUUGUUACAUUUGAAAGAGAACCUUCUACAGAAGCACAAUUAUUACAUUGUUUUGAAGUUAUUAAAUAUUCAUUUUGUGAUGUUCAACAACGUCGAUUAGAUCUUUCAAAUUUAAUGGAAAAAUUUAAACAACUGGGUUAUUCUCCACAACAAACAAUUAACCAAAUUUUUACACAAUGUAUUCAUUACUUUAAAGAAGAAAUUCCAGAUUUAAUUGAACUUUCAAUUGCAUCAAAUCAAAUAGGAGAAAAUACAAAAAUUUUUAGUGAAAUUUCUUAUGGAUUUCCAUUACUUUCAAAAAUUGAUCUCAGUAAUAAUAACCUCACAGCUUUAUAUCAAAUUCAAGCUCUGGAAAAUUUGCCUAUUAGAGAAUUAAAUUUAUCAAAUAAUCCAUUACUUAAACCUACUAUCAUUCCUCAAUUAACUAUUUAUUUCUCUUCAUUAGAAUUAUUAAAUGGUCAACAAGUUAAACAACGUCUUUACCUUCCUUCUAUUAAUUCUAUUCCUUUACCAUCUAAAUUUGAUUCAAUUUAUCCUUCUAAUCCAGAACAUUUUAAACAAAUAUUUCAAUUUAUGAAAACAUAUUUUCAUUACCAUGAUACUGAUGUUCAACAAUUAGUUGCUGUUUAUUCUCAACAAUCUAUUUUCGAUAUUAUUCUUGAAAAAGGAAUUAAAUUUCCUUCAAUUACUUCAAGAAAUUUAAAGUCAAUUACAAAUUCUAAUGACCUUUUAAAAAGUGUUUAUAUUGGACAAAGAAAAAUUGCUGAAAAAAUAUUAAACCUUGGUGGGACUACUCAUAGAGUGACUUGUUUCUGUUAUGAUAUUAUAUCAGUUAAUUCUUUGGUCAACAUUAAUGUAAUGGGUGACGUUAAAAUUGGCAAUGAUAUUUACCAAUUUUGUAGAACUUUUGUUUUAAUUCUUUCUCCAAACCCAAUAAUUUUAAAUGACCAUUUACAUCUCUUUUCAAAUACUUCAGUAUUUACUACUGUUAAAACUUACUCGUCUUAUGUAAGAUAUAUUAGUUCUCAUUUCCCUGGACUCGACGAAGAAUACUCUUUAUUUACUUUGGAAAAGAAUCAAUGGAAUGUCCCUCAAACUCAAAAAGAAAUUUGCCAACAUUUCAACAUUAAAUCUACUUUUUAA